AUGAAUUCCUCGUCCUUCGUCGCGCUCCCUAACGAUCUCAUAUGCCUCAUAUUCUUCCACCUCGGAGUUCCACAGCUCACGACGGUUUUAUGCCUUUCAAAGCGCCUCCAUCGCAUUGCGUAUCUAGUGUUGGUCGAGCAUUUCCAGCGCUGGGACAUCAAUCCACCGCGGAAGCGACCGUUUGAUAAUUCAUGCUGGGUUGUCUUCUUUGAACUUCGCUUUAGUAUUGAUCCGACGCUAUUUUCCGGUGCACCACGAUCGCGUAGUGACAACUACGUCUUCGCAUUCGGUGGCAUGCAGACGUAUUUGUCUAACUAUUUUCUGGACGGCUAUACCAACAUGGAGAUCUCGAAUCAAAUUUAUGACCUCUAUGAUACGCUUCGAGACCGCCGAUCCAAGGACAUGCCGCUCCCUACCAAGUCGCUAUCGUUCAUACUCUUCGAUUCGGCUCCUAUGACGGCGGCCGAACGCAAGAUGGGAUAUCCAAGCUUACCUGCGUCUGCGUUCUUGCUCUCUUCUAUGCGCGCGUCACUGUACAUGGAGAAUAUUCACGACGACAAAACGCGCACUCAGUAUCAUCUGGCCGACUUCGACGUCGGACUGGAUCGGCAGCUCAAGCAGCGGCUCUCCAUUGCGACGCCCGGUCGUCGUGAAAAGGUUCUCUUCGAACGCACGUUCCGUCCCCUCAAUGGCAAGGGACAGCAAGUGGGAAGUGAGAACAUGCGAUUCAAGUUGGAAGGAGAGUAA
Messenger RNA from Punctularia strigosozonata HHB-11173 SS5, 747 nucleotides. RefSeq lists its product as uncharacterized. Gene Ontology annotation, molecular function: protein binding. The coding region runs from base 1 to 747 and encodes 248 amino acids. The transcript is spliced from 4 exons. NCBI's taxonomy places the organism in Eukaryota, Fungi, Basidiomycota, Agaricomycetes, Corticiales, Punctulariaceae. The record is from RefSeq and is a predicted model, not a curated record.